Messenger RNA from Protopterus annectens (West African lungfish), 3094 nucleotides. Its product is annotated as toll-like receptor 2 type-2. The record is from RefSeq and is a predicted model, not a curated record. Gene Ontology annotation, cellular component: membrane. NCBI's taxonomy places the organism in Eukaryota, Metazoa, Chordata, Ceratodontiformes, Protopteridae. The transcript has a single exon. Gene Ontology annotation, molecular function: protein binding; triacyl lipopeptide binding; transmembrane signaling receptor activity. Gene Ontology annotation, biological process: inflammatory response; toll-like receptor signaling pathway; immune response. The coding region runs from base 1 to 2472 and encodes 823 amino acids.
AUGGUACAGUGGACAUUGCUUGGAAAAGUUAUCCAUUUGCUGUUUUUCGUAUUUUUCCAGCACAAGUAUUUGCAUGCAGAGAAGAUGCAAGGAACAGAACAUUUGGUUAACUGUUCUACUAAAGGAAUGUUGAAUGUUACAAGCUGCAAUAUUACAAUGGAAACAGAAAUAUUGGACUUGUCAUUUAACAAAAUUCGGCAAAUUCACAACAAGGAUUUUGCAGGACUAAUAAAACUGAAAAAAUUACUUUUACAGUUUAAUCAGAUCUGGACUAUAGAUAAUGAUGCAUUCCAUGAUCUUUCUGAGCUGGAAUAUCUUGAUAUUUCAAAUAACAUGUUGCUUAACAUUACGUCUUUGCCUUUCCAUAAUUUGAUGCACCUGAAACACUUAGACGUGACUAGAAAUGCAUAUCAAGAACUCCAGCUUGGUGUCCAGUUUGCAGAUUUAAAGGAACUAGAGACAUUAUAUAUUGGAAAUUGUCAAAUUACUUCAUUUAGAAGAAACGACUUGCAUACACUUCAGACUGUGCCUCUGAAGCAUGUUGUUCGCAUUACUGGAGUAUUACUAUAUUAUGAACCUUUGGCACUGAAAAUAUUUAAGAAUUUAGAAACUCUUACUUUAGAAUUCAACUCAUGCAAAAAUGAGGAUCUGUUAUUAUGUUUGUUCCAAGAUGUCUCAAAUAGCUCUAAAAAACUGGAAAUAAGAAAUGCUAACUUGAGUGGAGGAGAAAAAGUAUACAACAUAUUCUUUCCCUUCAGAUAUUCACAUAUUAAUGGUCUAGUUUUCCAGAAUGUUACUAUGAAUGAUAAAUCAGUGACUUCAUUACUUAAUGCUGUUGCUCAGUCCGAUAUAAAAGAAUUAACUGUACACACGGUUAAAUUUAAUGGGAUUGGAUACUGGAAUAUUAAGAUGGAACCAUUUCAGAAAAUAACAUUGCAAAAGUUUAUUGUAGAAGAUAUAGACAACCCCAACUUUUUCAAGUUUUACUCUCUGGGCUAUAUGAGUAAUUUCUUCACACAACUCACUGAGCUAUCCCUAGUGAAGACAAGUGUGUUCUUUUUCCCUUGUGAAAUCUCUCAGGCAAUGGUUAAUUUGGUACAUCUGAAUUUAGCAAACAAUUUACUGAAUGAAUAUUUACUAUUUCCUGGGUGCUCCCAGCCAUUCCCGUUACUUCAAACAUUAAAUGUAAAUAAUAAUAAGUUUGUCAACCUUCAGAAACUAAGUGAAUUUACAUAUCACAUGACAAACCUGAGCAUGCUGAAUGCAGAUUUCAAUGCCAACGUGGUAAGUUCAGGAAGUGUCUGUAAUUGGACUAUAAGCCUAAAGCAUCUGACCUUAAGAAAAAAUGAUCUCUCAAACGAUGUGUUUGCCUGUCUCCCAUUAUAUGUAGAAUAUCUAGACCUCAGUUUUAAUCAUAUCAGCCAGUUAUACAACCUUGAGAAGCUAACAUUUUUGAAAGAACUUCGAUUGACAGAAAACAGUCUUGCAUCUCUCUCACAACUUCAUACAUUGCCUUCUCUAAAAAUUUUACAUAUUGACCGAAAUGAAAUAAAUAAAAUAAAUGUGGAUGAGUUUAAAUCCUUCAAUGUUAAAGAACUAAAUGCUGCAAAUAACCCUUAUGUGUGUGACUGUGAAACAAAGACCCUAUCAGAGCUGUUUAAUAGUUCUACAACAGUAAUUGUGAACUGGCCAAAUGAAUAUAAAUGUCAGAACAUGGAAGAGGCUGAACUAAUUUCUUUACAAUUUUCUCUUAUACAAUGCAAUCCUGUUUUAGGUAUUAGCAUCACUGUAGCUUGCACUCUGCUUGUACUAAUUGUCAUUGUGUUGUUGUUUAUAAAAUAUAAUGGGCCGUGGUAUGUACAUACUCUGUAUCUUUGGAUCAGAGCCAAAAAGGCAAAAAAUCUAGACCUUGUAGAAAAAAACUUAGAGUACCAUGCGUUCAUAUCCUAUAGUGAGUUUGAUUCCUCGUGGGUAAAAGACAAUCUUGUCUUACAACUAGAAGAUAAUGAUCCUCCAUACCAGGUCUGUAUUCAUGAACGAGACUUUAAACCCGGAAAACCAAUUAUCACAAAUAUUAUUGACUGCAUCUCGAAAAGCUACAAGACGGUUUUUGUCCUGUCACAACAUUUUGUGCAAAGUGAAUGGUGCCACUAUGAAUUUUUCUUUGCCCAUCAUCAGCUUUUUGAAGAAAAGAAAGAUUCCCUUAUUCUUCUCCUUCUGGAACCUAUUCCUGCCGAUUCCAUACCCAAUAGGCUUUGUAAGUUACGGAAACUGAUGAACAAGAAUACAUAUUUGGAGUGGCCACAGGACAAACCUCGGCAGUCUGUUUUCUGGAAAAGGUUAAAAGCUGUCCUGGAUAUUGAGUUCAAAGCAAACAGUGUACUGGAACAUGACUGUGAAAGUAACAGAUCCGUAAGAAUGGGAAAGGUAAAAAAACAUUAUGUACAAAUGACAGAGGAAGCACCAUGCUAGUAGAACAAAUUUGAUUUGCUUUUUUGUUUAAUGACUUUCAUUUUUUUCUCCAUAAAAUCAUGCCAGUCAAAACAAAACAUACUAUGAUUUAUGUCAGUAAAGCAUGCAAAGAUAAUAUUACAAAAUCAAGAAGAUUAACAUUAUAAAGAGCCUUUUCCAGCCAUAUUAUGAGACACAUCUGUUCAUGUAGUCAUGUCCUUUUUAAUUUAUCUUGUGUACAACAGGCAGAAACUGUGCGAUUCUACUCGCCACUCUGGGGGGGGGGGUUACAUGUUAACCAGAAGACAGCAGUCUUAUUGCAGGGGUACAUACAGCAACGCUUUCAACAGAAUAAAUAAUCAUAAAACAUGAGCAACACAACCAGAAUUAUAGACAAUGGCUGGCGACUGAGUGACAGAAUAUAAAAAUGUGAUUAGUAGUUGACACAUUUCAGCUAUAUAUAGUAUCCAAGUUCCAACAUGGCCAUAUAGGAUUAAUGCUAUGAGCUGCCUUAGUUUGAUUCUAUUAAUCUGUACUUGUAAACAGUGUGAUUUUCAUUGACAUUUAAUGCGACAAUGUUAGCAGAUAACCAGGGAAAAUAACUAUUUAUGUUUAGUGGUCUUAUCUGGAGAACAAAUAAACA